Messenger RNA from Botrytis fragariae, 564 nucleotides. RefSeq lists its product as uncharacterized. The coding region runs from base 1 to 564 and encodes 187 amino acids. NCBI's taxonomy places the organism in Eukaryota, Fungi, Ascomycota, Leotiomycetes, Helotiales, Sclerotiniaceae. The record is from RefSeq and is a predicted model, not a curated record. The transcript has a single exon.
AUGUUUUCAAGUGGCUUUGUCAAGGGAUUGGAAGGUAGAGCAUUCUUUCCAGAAGACGAUCCAAAAUGUUUUGAUUUUUUCAUGGGUUGGAUAUAUUUUGGUACUCUGCGAGUCCUUAAUGCUUCUACCGCAUUAGAUAAGAUUCAGUAUGACCUGAAUCCACUAUCGUUGUAUAGUUUCGCAGAUAAGCUAUGCCUGCCUGAGCUCAUGGAUCUUGCUCUCAAUACAUACAAAAAUACAUAUGAGAAGUCUAACAGAUUCCCCAGGGUAAGUUUGGUCAGCGAUGUAUACCAACUGACACCAAAAGACUCUCCUUUACAAAAGUUUAUGUGUCACUGCAUGUAUUACAUUUUCGUUGAAUACACCUCUGAAGAUAUUCGAAACUUUUGGACAACUGAGGACAUAGCAAUGGCCAUGAGCCUCCACAAGGAUUUACCUAUCGACUUUCUCAAUCUGAUGAGAUCAGAUUCUCCAGGUUUUCCUCCUACAGAUCCAAGAGCGCUCCCAAACAGCGAUUUUCACUGCCAUGGAGAGGACGAGCCUUGCUCUCAAAGACCAAACUAA